UUGACCGGCUUCUCGGAGGCUCAGACACAAUGAACCGUCAGACUGUGAGAGGCACGCAUGUUGGGCCAGAGGCUUUGGCACGGUUUUAGCACAUUAUUAUCCGCAAUUGUGCCGUUUCUCUGAUUUACGGAGCCAUUUCCAAACUACUGAUACACUGUAUGGCGGUAACAAGGCUCAGUUGGAAACGGUUGGUUCGUCGAGUUUGAUGAAAACGAGGUCGGGACCAGACUGCCGUUAGCUCCUCCUGGCGGAUUCUUUUCGUUGUUUUUCUUUUUUCUAAAGCCGACAGAACAAGGCAGAUAACAAUGUCGUUGACUGCUUCUUCUGAUUAUUUCGCUGCCGAGUGUCUGGUGUCGAUAUCCAGCGGUGCUGUCCUGCACAGACCCACCCCGGUCGCCCCCGCCAGCCAGCCGGCCACGGUGGGCCUGCUCCCCGGGGAGCCCGACGGGUCGAGUGAGGACAGGGAAGUGCGGGAGACGCUGAGGCUGGAGGGGGCGAACAUGAUGGCGGUGGCCGGUAUCCUCACCGACCUGCACGGGAAGUUCCGCCCCAUGUCGGCCUACUCGGAGAGCAGCAACUCCUCGUGUGGUGGAGAGAGCGGCUACACCACGUUGUCCGACCCGACCACCCCUACCAUGACCCCCUCCGCCACCCCGGUGCCCGGACAGCAGCUGAGAAGGAGGGAGGAGGAGGAGGAGGGGAGCGUGGGGGCCCCGCGCUCCCCGGUGAAGCGACACCAGUGCACUUUUGACGGAUGCGACAGAGUUUACGGGAAAUCGUCCCACCUGAAGGCACACAUCCGGACACACACAGGUGAGAGGCCCUUCCCAUGCACCUGGCCCGACUGUGAGAAGAAGUUCGCCCGCUCGGAUGAGCUCGCCCGCCACACACGCACCCACACGGGGGAAAAGCGCUUCCUGUGCCCGCUCUGCGAUAAGCGCUUCAUGCGCAGCGACCACCUGAUCAAGCACGCCCGCCGUCAUCCGGACUUCCAGCCUUCCAUGUUGGGACGCAACAAGGGCACACCCUCCUCCUUCAGCCCAGCCAUGCACCAUUAGGAUGGUUUGGGCUGGCGUGGCAGGAGCACAGAAGGGUCAUGGUGGUUUCAAGUUAACCAGCAACAAUCAGAUCCACUGAUUAGGAUAUAGCAUACUCAAGUGUGCACAUAACACGCACGUACACAUGCCAACACACACACACACACACACAGCUGGAUGUGGGUGGGAAGUAGCCUCAUCUCUCCAUCCACACAGAUGAGUCAUGUGACCACUAUCCACCUGCUCAACAUAACUAGGGUUGGGUAUAGAGAACUUUCCAAAUCUGUAAGAACUGGGGGUUCGUUAAGAAAUGUGCUUUUCGAUUCCACGUUACGUUUCCUGAAAGCAAAGUUUGGACCUACCACACUUCAUUUCCUUUGCCGGUUACACGUGUCGCAAAGCACGUGUAUAAUGUUUACAAUAUGACGGACCAGAGCUGGCAUUCAAACGUGUGGCUACGCUUUGCUAAAGACCGUAAUGAUGCAGUGGAAUGUAAUCACUGCAAAAAAAUAAAUACAUGCAAGGGAAGAAAGUCUGUCUAAUAUGACAACACAUUUACUACAGAAUGGUAUAAGAAUGCAGCAUUUUUGGUGUCCUGUAUCAUGACAUAGUGACCGUAAACGGUGAAAACUUUUUAUAGAUCAAAUAACCAGAUGGGGAUGUCUGUUUUUGGUGAAUCCACUGAAUUAAAUACAGGAAAAAUCAAGGUACUUCAUCACAUUGAUGCAAAAAGUCAAAUAUGCCAUAAGGCUGUCCUGCUUGUUGAUUUGCAACAUUGCCUAAUACGACACUAUUAUUGGGCUUUAAUGCCGCAGAAAGUAAAAACUAAUGUAAAACCUUUAAACUUUCACAGGACACAACAGAGAAUAAUUAUAUUUGUCUUUUUUUUUUUAAACCAACAACACAGAAAUCACUAAACAGGCCGUCAUUUAGUACAUGUUUAUGGCAGCCUGAACUUCAUGGAAAUAAAUGUGUUUUUGCUUUCUUCACACAUUGGUUUCUUUCCUCACUCAGGAUUCGAUUAGAACGGGAAUCAUUAAGCAGAUUUGAACUUUAAAAAAAAAUCAACCCAACCCUAAAAAUAACCUCAUUAUCUCAAACUGAAACACUUUCACAAAAUGCAGGGAUUUUUUCACAUUUUCUGUAAAAUUCUGCACAUUCAUCAUCAGCCAAAACUCCUCUGUUUUCUUGUGGUUAAUUUGUAGAUUGUUGUUGUACCAUUUAUUUACCAUGAGUAGCACAAUAUUGUGAUGUUAGGUAGCGAGGCAGUGACUAGAAGUCUUUUAGGGGUUUUUUUGGGUUUUUUUUUUUAGCUUUGCUGAUUCCAUAUAAAAGUUUUAAUGGUGACACAUUCCUUUAUUUUUAUUGCAUUAGUAACCACCAUUGAGGUGAUUGUCAAUAUUUUUUCUUUUAUAUUCAGUUUAAUUAUAGAUUAAAUAUUAAUUUUUUGCCAGAAAAUGGAUCAAACUUCACUGUAGAAGAGCAGUUUGCAUGCCAUCCUAAAGUCUAGAUCAGUUAUCAUCCAUGAAUUGCUGACACAUAAUACACAGUAGUAUUAUGUCUAAUACUGAUGCAAAUGUAUAUAAGCUUUAAGCUUUUAAUGUAGAAAACUGGUAAUGCUACUAGCAGCAGAAUUAAUACAUGUGAUGAAUUGUAGUCCUUAUAUUAGGGGUGACAGUAUACGCCUGAUAGGAUGGCAUUCCCAGAGAGUGUCGUGUGUAUGUGUUUUUAUUUACAUUUUUGUUAGAGACAGAACUGGGAAAAGUGUGUAUGCAAUGGUAUCAAAAUAUUUUUUGGGGGGAAAAAAGACAACAUGAGUUGAACUUGACUUUCAGUCUGCUUCAAAGUAAAAGCAUUCACCACACUCAUUGGGGUGUGCCAGACAGCAGAAUGCGUUUCAGGAUCAGGUGUGCCAGGUGUUUCUUUACACGGUUUGAGUUUCAGCAGCAGAUAAAGAGUCUCACAUGUAGCGUUGAGACAAAUUUCUAUUUUAACUAUUUGUAUGUCAAUCAAAAUUGGCAUAAAAACUAUUAAAAGUAAAUUAAACAGAACCAUUUUCCUGGAUGGGUGUCAGUCUGCCAUCCCGUAAAGCUAAUCCCUUUAAUGAGGCUGACAUUUUCACUUGUCAAAGCAGCAAACGAACAAGUGCAACAAAUAAAAUGAAUGAUGGCUCUAUUCUAUGUAGGUGUGGCAUUGGACCAGCAUGCACAAUACCAGGAGGCAGGCACUUAUUAACAGGAUGCAACCAUUAAUAAUGUUGUCAGUUGCAUUGUGUUUGACAAGUCGAAAUGUCCACUGUGAUAAAUGAAAAAAAGAAAGUAUUUGUUAAGAACCUGCUCAGUACAUUUGAGAAAAACUGGCUCCUAAACAUUCUUCUAUGCCAAAAAGUUCAAUAAUCCUUGUGUAUUAAAGGAAUAAUCACUCAAAACCGAACUAACCUUUAACUGAAUCAAACAAACCUCAAGUAAUUUAGGUUUAAAAUCUAUUUGAGUACGUACAGUGUCCAGGUCUGAUUAUAGAGAGUUUGAAUCUGUUUUUUUUUUUUUCUUCUAUGUUUCCACACUGUUUGUCCAGCUCAUGGACGUAUUCCUUUAUCUCAGAGAACAACAUUUCUUCAGGAAGAUCUGAAAGCCUUAAACUAUGUCAUAACUACUUUGCACCAUGUUUACAGUUUGAUCAUUGUAUAGGUAUAUAUGCCCUCUUAAGGGGUCAUUACAGAUACUCAUUAUGCAAUAUGGCACUUUUUUCUUGCAGGUGUAUUUUGCUGAAUAGUGUAAUAGCUUGCACUGUUACUAGGCUUCUACAAGCAAGCACUGUGGAACUUUGCUAGUGUGUUGAUAGCCAAUGGUUUGUAAAACUGCCUUUUUGUCCAAGUGCUUUAGAACGCGUGAUAAAAGAACUGGGUAGCUGUUCUUAUUUGGGUUUUCUUUUUCUGUGUGUGUUUGCUUAGUCAUUCAGGCCAUCUCUUGUUGUGGAAUUUGUGUUUUGUUUUUUCUUUACGGAAAACACGCUUUCGUUUGUGUUUCCGGAUCUGUUGACUUUGUCUCCUCCACACUAAAAUCAAAGCGAAAGACGCAGAUGUCUUCCUCAUUCAUCUGUCAAACCAUCUCCGUAUACCAUUUCACUGUUGAUCUCAUUUUAAUGGGAGCUGUACUCAUUGGAGGGAAUGCAGUGCUUUGAAAAAAAUUUUGUACACACUAUUUCUUCAGAGGUUCAAUCUGUUGACAGUUUUUGGUUGCUGCUGGCAGUAACCUUGAACACAUGGACUGUUUAUCACAAGAACACACACAAUAUACUUGUUUUUUUACGUUUUCAAAUGGACAUAUUCCCUCCUGUCUCUCCUCACAGACGAGUGUCUUCUCACACAGACUCUGUCCGGGUCUCAAAGCUAUAAUAUCACAAUAAGAACAUACCUCACAGAUUUUUUCUUCUUUUUUUUGCGGUGUCUGUACAAAAUCCAUCCAACCUGUCUUUCAGAAAUUCCUAUAAAGUCACUGAGCCUUGGAUUUCAGAAAUGUGUUUAUAUCAGCUAGAUGGUCUGUUGUGUACCCGUGUCCUUAUCUUGUCUUUAUAUGCAACAUCACUACUACCUGUGUGACAGCAGAAUUUCUUUUUCCUUGCCUCAAUGAAUUUCUGUUGUUGAUUGACAGUAGCAAAUGAACCUACUGGAUAAAUCCUGCAGCCCUUGUCAUUAAAGCCCCGCAGGGAUUUUAGUCACCAAGGGAAAGACUCGGGCAGAGGCUUAAAAGGUUUAAUAAAAUGUAAAGGAAAUAUCUUUAGACUGUCACUUCACUGCAGAUUACAACUGAAAGAGCUCAGUCCAAAUCUAUUUGUUCAUAUCACUGAAUGUGGCUUGAUGACAGAUGAUAUCCACUUUGGGUUUAUUUUUUGCUGUGCUGCCUCGCUGAGAAAAAAAUAAUGAUGCGAUAAUUUCUCUUGUCACCACACUAAUUCAGAUAUGCACAUUGUACAGAUACGGAUGUUUUUUAAAUUGAUGCCUAAUUUUUACAUUAAUGUAAUUUUUAAAAAUCCUCUUAUCAAAGCUUUAGUUAAGGAGGAACUGUGGAACUAAAUUGCUGCAACAAGCUGUUUUGAUAUUUAUAUUCUCAGGUGUCUUCAAUUUUGAGCAUUGGAGUUUCAAUAUUUCCUGUUCAACACCUAAGUACAAGCAUGUUUUUUUCUUUUGUUAUGCUGAUUAAUUUAUUCCAAAAAAUGUAUCAUUUGUGUGGUUUAAUUAUUCUUUUCAUAACUCAUUUUGUGAUAUGGAACAGUACUAAUAUUAAAUGGUUCCAUUGUUUGCUUGA
Molecule: messenger RNA, 5341 nt
Organism: Morone saxatilis (striped sea-bass)
Lineage: Eukaryota; Metazoa; Chordata; Actinopteri; Moronidae
Biological process (GO): regulation of transcription by RNA polymerase II
Molecular function (GO): DNA-binding transcription factor activity, RNA polymerase II-specific; RNA polymerase II cis-regulatory region sequence-specific DNA binding
Source: RefSeq, a predicted model, not a curated record